UAUUAGAGGGAGAUCUCCUAACUUUUUUUUUCUUUGUAUCAGGAAGGUUGCGUGGAGAGUUUCCUGGCUGUAACAUGGUGUCCCACGUGUGAUAAUGAUACUAAGUGAUUUAUAAUAUUAUCAUGGGGAAGAAUAAAACAGGUAAAACCAAGGAGUCAAAAAGACAAGCUGACAAAACCGGACAAAAUCCGAGCAAAAAGAAAAUUAAAGGAGAUGGCAAACCUAAGAAAAUCGCACAGGAGGACCACCUCCAACACAUUCCCUUCAGGCUCCGAGAAAUAAUGAAGAGCAAGGAUAAAAUGAAAAACGAAUCUUUGGGGGGCAAAAAGCUAAAAAAAGCCCUCUCUUUGCAGUCUAAACCAAACGAUGCCCUAGAUGGAGACAUAGCUGUUCCUCGAUUCAGGAAGGGGAAGACAGAAAGUGUCGGUGCCUAUGUUAGGCGCAUGGAAAAUGAGACGCAACAUGUGUUGUUCCUCACAAAUAACCAAGUGGAGAGAAAACCUGAGCUUGAGCCGGACAAACAGGAAAAGGCUGCAGCCAAGGGGAAGUCAGAAAAGAAGAAGGAGUAUUCGAAAAUGAGACUGAGCAAACUGCAGCAGAAGAAGUUGGAUAAACAAGAGGACAAAAUAGAGAAAGAGUUGUUUGUAGAUAAUGUUCCAUUUGGUGAAGUUUCCAUGGCUCCACCAUCUCUGAGCACCAAACCAAAGAAAGCUCCAGUCAAAACUCAGGGGUCAAAGGAGUUGCUCCUCAACUCUCUGCUCGGCCACAGCAUGGCCUCCACAGCGAAGCCCUCCAUGGCCAGACAGAGGAUGAUGGAGGAGGAGAGGCAGCGAGCAGUGGAGGCCUAUCGCCUGCUGAAGAAACAGAAACAACAGGAGCAACAGACCAGAAAUGCCAGCCUGGGAAAACUCUUGAACCUUGAGUGACGUCUAACGUCACCAAAAUCAAUAUAACUGCUCAUCUCCAGUUGGUGUGAUGGGCUUCAGCAGGCCUUGAUAUACAGACUUGACAGAAUGAUAAUCUCCUCUGGAUUCCUUAGAGACUCUACUUGCAAACACUUUACACCGCAUUUUUAAAAAUAUGCAGGAUUCACCUACUUUCAUAAAGUUGGGUUAGUUGGUAUUAGGACAUUAAAAAAAAAGAGAGAUUGAACAUGUAUAAUUACUGGAAAACAUGUAAAUGAGUAAACAUUGGAUUACUCAAUGGGUUAAUUGUGUUGGUUAUUUCCUCAUAAAUGCUUGUUUGCAUUUACACUUCCCA
Messenger RNA from Poecilia latipinna (sailfin molly), 1260 nucleotides. RefSeq names its product coiled-coil domain containing 137 (gene ccdc137). The record is from RefSeq and is a predicted model, not a curated record. The transcript is spliced from 6 exons. NCBI's taxonomy places the organism in Eukaryota, Metazoa, Chordata, Actinopteri, Cyprinodontiformes, Poeciliidae. Bases 123 to 926 code for a protein of 267 amino acids. Gene Ontology annotation, cellular component: nucleus.